CCCCGUGCGCCCAGGAUGCCCCGCGGGGACUCGGAGCAGGUGCGCUACUGCGCGCGCUUCUCCUACCUCUGGCUCAAGUUCUCUCUCGUCAUUUACUCCACAGUGUUCUGGCUGAUUGGGACCCUGGUCCUGUCGGUGGGGAUCUACGCGGAGGUUGAGCGGCAGAAAUACAAAACCCUUGAAAGUGCCUUCCUGGCCCCGGCCAUCAUCCUCAUUCUCCUGGGGGUCACCAUGUUUGUCGUUUCCUUCAUCGGCGUGCUGGCCUCCCUUCGCGACAACCUGAGCCUUCUUCAAGUGUUUAUGUACAUCCUUGGGAUUUGCCUCAUAAUUGAACUCAUUGGUGGCGUGGUGGCCUUGAUCUUCCGGAACCAGACUAUCGACUUUCUGAAUAACAACAUUCGAAGAGGAAUCAAGAACUACUAUGAUGACCUGGACUUCAAAAACAUCAUGGACUUUGUUCAGAAGAAGUUCAAGUGCUGUGGCGGGGAAGACUACCAAGAUUGGAGCAAAAACCAGUACCACGACUGCAACGCCCCCGGACCCCUGGCCUGCGGGGUGCCCUAUACUUGCUGCAUCAGAAACACGACACAAGUUGAUGUCGUCAACACCAUGUGUGGCUACAGAACUAUUGACAAGGAGCGCCUCGUCGUGCAGAACAUCAUCUACGUGCGGGGCUGCACCAACGCUGUGCUCAUCUGGUUCAUGGACAACUACACCAUUAUGGCCGGCCUCCUGCUGGGCAUCCUGCUCCCCCAGUUCCUGGGGGUGCUGCUGACGUUCCUGUACAUCACCCGGGUGGAAGACAUCAUCACGGAGUGCUCGUUCACUGACGGGCUCCUGGGGCCUGGCGCCAAGCCCAGCAUGGAGGCGGCAGGCACUGGAUGCUGCAUGUGCUACCCCAGUUAGGGCUGGCCCGGCAGCGGCUUCAGCAGGACUGUGCCAGCAGAGGGCCUCAUUGUGGGGGCUGGGUGGGACAGUGGUCUUUCCCUCCAGUUGGCACUGACCAAAGCCCAGGCUAUUUGUUCUGGUGGCCAGCUCAGGCCUCCCAUGGCCACUGCCUCUCUGAAGGACAGAGCCUGAGGCCCUCCCCAGCCCGGGUUCUGUGUCUGCUCACAGUGCUGGGCAUGGGGAACAGGAGGCCCUUCCCCAAGCCUGGGCCACUGGGGAAGCAGGAGCUCCGUGCCCAGCUCAGGGCUUCUUCAUUUCUGGCAGUGCCUUGGCCUCUGAUGUUUAUGCCCCUCUGGGCUGUUUUUCAGUGAUUUGUAAAUGGAGAGAGAGGAGACCAGGUGUACCCUGUGGUGAAAGAGGGAAGGGUGCAGACCCUAAGUCCCCAGCCCCUCGGGCAUGCCCCAGGGGCAAGGGUGGGCCUGUUUCUCAGCCUCCAGGUGCCUUGAGCCCUCUCCAAGGGCUGCUGCUUUGCUUGACCCUGUUUUUUACAUGAUUUUGCAACAUUCAUUUUGUACAGUUAACAGGAGUUUCUGACUGAUCAAAGCUGGGUGUUUCCAUGCACUCCACUCUUGCCUCUCGAAGCCAGUUUAUUACUCAAACAAUAAAGACUUGAUUUUUC
Molecule: messenger RNA, 1567 nt
Organism: Miniopterus natalensis
Lineage: Eukaryota; Metazoa; Chordata; Mammalia; Chiroptera; Miniopteridae
Gene: TSPAN15
Product: tetraspanin 15
Cellular component (GO): plasma membrane
Source: RefSeq, a predicted model, not a curated record